AUGAUCUUUUUCGGGGCCAAUGAUGCCUGUCUGCCGGGACAAUCACAGCAUGUACCACUAGAUGGAUACUGCGAGUGCUUAAAGUCGCUGUGCCUGCAUCCCUCGGUCACAACUCAUAAUCCAUCAAUCAUAUUGGUGACGCCAGCUCCAGUGGACGAGUAUCAGAUGAUGGUCAGUGACGCAUUAAAAGGCUAUACCACUCCCCAGAGGACGGCAGCGAACACCAAGAUGUAUGCCGAUGCAUGUCGAGGCAUUGGAGAGGAGCUCAACUUGCCAGUCGUUGAUCUCUGGGGAGCCUUUAUGCGCAAGGCCGGAUGGAGAGAGGGAGAACCAUUGAUAGGGUCAAUCGACGUGGCAAGAAACGAGGUCCUGCAGAAUCUCCUUCGAGAUGGACUGCAUUUUAACCCUGAAGGAUACCGAUUAAUGUAUAAUGAAGUAAUGAAAGUCAUUCGAGAGCGAAUCCCAGACCAGAGUCCAGAGAGGCUUCCAUUUGUGUACCCGCCAUGGGAGCGGGCCCCAGCAUGA
Molecule: messenger RNA, 525 nt
Organism: Endocarpon pusillum Z07020
Lineage: Eukaryota; Fungi; Ascomycota; Eurotiomycetes; Verrucariales; Verrucariaceae
Exons: 2
Coding region: 1-525 (174 amino acids)
Source: RefSeq, a predicted model, not a curated record